Molecule: messenger RNA, 4285 nt
Organism: Biomphalaria glabrata
Lineage: Eukaryota; Metazoa; Mollusca; Gastropoda; Planorbidae
Exons: 4
Coding region: 656-1717 (353 amino acids)
Source: RefSeq, a predicted model, not a curated record
CAUUUUAAUUAUAAGAACUAGAGUCUAGUGAUGUAAAUAGUUAAUAUGCAUGGCAAUUUGAUAUUUAUUUACACAGUUUAUGUAGAGCUAGAUUCUAGAGCUAGAUUCUAGAACUUGAUCUAGGUCAUGCUAACAGGCUAAGGUGUAUUACAGAAAGGGUUUGGUUCUAUGCGUUACAGAUUUUAACCUUCCCUUUUUUAAAAUCGAACUUGUUACAGUCUUUGAUCUUUGACCCUUGAACCAACGUCACUACUCACCUUUCCCAAUCAGGCUAUACGUAUAAAUUCUGUCGAGUCACGACAUACUGUUAAAUUUCUCCAGUCUCCAUUAUUUCUUAACACACAGAUCUACAUACUUUAUUUGUUUAAAUGACAUAGAUCUAUAUGUAUAUAUUUUUUUGUCUAGUUGUCUUAAAUUAGAAUAAUUUUCCAUUUCUUUGUACCUCUUCUUAAGUACGGACGGAAGUCGUGUGAAUAGACAGACAACAAAAGUAGAGACGACUCGUGCGACUGUUUACCUAGACCUAGACUAUCUAAUUUCUGUGAUUCGUAUAGGCUUAUAGGUAGAUUUACAUAGAUCUAUUUAAUCGGGGAAGUUUUACCUAUAGGUCUAGAUCUAUAUUAUUAUAAUUAUAUAUAUAUAAUAAUCAUUAAUAAUGAAUCUCCAAACAACUCGAAACGUAAUCAGAACUUUAUGGAAAGAAUAUCUGGAAGGUACAUUCAAGUUGAACUUUAAAGUGAAUGACAGCCCUAGGUUUGUUACAUACACAAAUCCUGGAUUGAAUUACUUUCAUGAUUAUGAUAGAAAUGGCUCUCCAGACCUUGUCAGGGUGAUGCUCUAUUCAGUCAAUGCAGAAACCUUUGCUGACAGGUACCCAGGCCUACAAGAAGAUGGAGAGAUGUGCAGCUAUAUCUACUGGGACAAACUAUUGCAUGAUAGGACUAGCUUUGUAGCUUCCACAGAGUUCACCUUCUCACGAACCAUGUAUGACGAGACUGUGGCAAAGUGGCCACUCAAUGUUAAAGUCAGCUUUGGAGGGAUGGGCUCAACAUCAAUUCAGACCAGGCUACAAAUCUGCACUCAGCACUCUUCAGAGCCUGUCAUCACCAAAGUUCUCAAGCUUGUGACUGUCGACAGACAGACAAGGCGACCAAUGGCACUUCCAGACUGGUACAAAAAGAAGUUGCAAGGGAAAGAAGAUAAAAUGCCAGACUUUAAAUUCACUGGUUUCAAGAGGCCUUUAAGAACAUAUGCACGCAGAGUUCAGAUUGUAUGGUCUGAUACCGACAGCAACAAUCACACUAACUUCUCUAGCUAUGUCCAGUUUGGGCUAGACACUCUACGCCUGGCCUUGUUGCAGAGGGACCUGUCCACCUGCCAGAAAACUGAGUCUCCGAACCAAGCCCACAAUGUGAUAGACACUGAAGGUACUAAAACAAAGACUCUCACAGAAAUGGUCAGUGCUGCCAACUGCAACUGCGAUGUCCAGUCUAAUGUCAGUGCAAUUCCAUGGAUGACUAAAGACCUACUAACCAAUGGUGUGAAAAAUCUGAAGAUUUGUUACAUGAGGGAAAGUGUGGAGGGGGACAUGCUGGACAUCCAUAUCUGGCAGGAGCCAGGGGAGGAAUUCAAAGUCAGAGGUUCCAUCGAGGCACUGGACGGCAAAGCAAUAUGUCAAUAUAUUAUUGAAUAUUUCACCCCUACUGCACACUUAUAAUCGUAUACAUCCUACGCACAACUCUCGAUGCCUCAAGAGGAAGAAAUCUAAAAUAUAAUUUAUUUUUUACAAUUGAUUUAUUUUUUCACUGUAAUGCAUUUGAGUAAUUCAACAACUGAAUUUUUCAAAUACAGCUACCAAAAUGUAGGCUUUUUAUAGUUCAUUAAAAAUAAAAAUUUUUAUAAUUAUGCUUUGACAAUACUAUUGUAAUACCGGUAUAGGUAAGUUUGGAUAAUAUACAUUUAAGGCAUUGCUUGAUAGUGUAAUACUCUGAGACAAUACGUUUGAAGGUGAGAGGAUUGCUGAUAGAGAUGUGACCCAAUUUGGAUUGCUGAUAGUGAUGUGACCCAGUUUGGGUAUGCAUGCAAUAAAAAAAAUACUUCACAAAUUUGUAUUGUUAUAUCUAGAUGUAUAUUUUUAUGGAUUGAUGUUAAAUUAUUAAUUUUUUUAAUUGUUUUUAAAAGAGUAUGGUUGUGUAUUAUACAAAAAUGAAUGAAUGAUCACAACCUUCUACUAAAUACUGCUGAUGUGCCAUAUACCAUAAACUUAUCUGUAAAUUGUACAUAUUUUAUUAAUAAAAGUAUUUUAAAAAUAUUUGUUGUAAAGGAAACAACCUAAAAUUAUUUGUUGAAUUUACAGCUGCAAAAAUGUUUGCUAUUUUUAAAAUACACAAAUUUACAUUCAUAAGUAAAAUAACUAUUUUUACUUUUAUAAAUAUAUAAACAGUGUAUAUAUUUAUACAGUUUAGUUUUCAUAAUUGGACCACCAGUUAAACAGACUUUUUGCUUAGUUGGACCAAAUUCUAAAGAACCAAAACAAAUCCUAAUACAUAUAUGUAAUUUUGGUUAAUUAUUUCUACCCAAAUUUAGUUUUGCCAGAAUAUUGAAUAUUCUUGUGAGCAUUGGAAGACCAGGAAAAUGAUGAUUAGAUCCUAAUGAGAUGGUACAAGUUACAAUGUCAGGGAAUACAUUGAAAUUUUGUGGUGCUUUUUUUUAUGCAGGAGAGAAAUGCAGUCCAAAUUCUGCAAUAGAUGUUUGUGAUAAUUUUAUUAAAGUGUUGCUUAUUAAGAGAAUGCAUCAGAUUCCUUUGGAUAUGUUCUACAAACUUGGACUGGAAUUGAGUAAGAAAUUAAAAAGAAAAUUAUGCUUCUUAUACUAAGCCUACCUAUACAUUAUGUUGUUGAUUAUUUUAAAAAAACAAACAAAUUUAUUUGUCAAUCAUCAAAGUUCAUAAGCAACAGUAACACUAGUUUGUACUUUCUCAAUAGAGGUUUAUGGCAUUAGGAAGAAACUUUUAAUAUAUUACACAUGUCUCAUUUCGUUUGUGUAAACAGCAGACCUACCUAUUAUUAAGACCUAAAUGAUCACAUCCCAAUGGACUGAAUUUGAUUUUAUUUUAGGAAAAUGUAAACUAUGAAGGCUGGGCCUGAAGAAAACCAAGCCCUCUGUGUAGAAAGCUUUACAGCCUGUUAUCAAGAAUCCAGUCUUUCAAAAAAAUAUUGUUUAUUGUUUUGUACCUGCAUAAAUGUUGAAAUUGAACUUUAAAAAAAAAUUGAACACAAAAAUUGUGGUAUGCACUCAGAACUUUGUGUCUAUGUUUUUUCCUGUGGGAGAUUUGGACUUGGAUGUAAUAAUGUUGAAUUCUGAAGGAACUUCCCAAAAAAUGUAAAACAAAUAGCAUUUCACCAACAUUGUAAUGAUUAGCUAGAGCAAGGGAGACAACUGAUCUAUAAAGAAAUUGUUGCUCUAAUAAUGACUAGAUUAUUCUUGACUUUUUAUUAAUGUGUUGUAAAGAACUCAAAAUUAUUUACACAUUUGUAACAAAAUGAGAUUUAUAGAAAUGACAACAGUAGCAAUAUGUCAGUAACAUAAUAUAUAUUGUAUAUCUUUUUAUUAAAAAACAAAGUAGUUUUUCCACCUCAAUAAGUAAGGUAAAUAACUGAAAGCAAGUGAAAUAUAAGCUUUUAUAGCAUGUGGAAUUGCACAUUUACAAGCAAAUCUCUUUAUCCAUACUCUAGGAUUUAUUUCCCUUUUCUGUAUCAUAACAAUUUACCACGAAUUAAUACAGUGACUACGAAUAAUUGUGCAAAGUUUUAAAUGAAUUGAUCCGAGAAUGAGAAGUGGGAGAAAUAAUGUGUUCAAAAUGUGUAACAGACGGACAGAGUGAGUUGAUAUAAAGCUUUGUAAAAAAAAAAAAAACCCAGAUGGUAACCCAAUAUGAAAGGCCAUUUGUGACCAUUGAUUGUUGUUGAGGUGGAACUACUUUAUAAAUCCUUGAAAUUACCAGAAUCUUGACUUCACCAAUUUGAGUUAAAAAGAUUGUUUACAUUUAUGCACACUCUUUGUUUUAAAAGUUAAAAUAAUGGAAGUGAAUGCAAGCUGGUCUAUUAACAUGGUCUUCAAUGAUAGUUUCUUGUUUAUCAACGUAACAUUUCUAUUUGAACAUAAAUAUUUUGUAUGGCAUUUUUUUUACAUUUGUCGAUUUUCAAUGUUUCUUGCAUGAGCUAUGAAAAUAUUUUUUAAAGCCAUCUUUUUCUUGUUACAUUAAAAUCAAUCAUUCUUAUUUAGA